AUGAGCCGGGCGGAGGCGGAGGAGGAGCGGUGCCGGUACAAGGGCGUGCGGCGGCGGCGGUGGGGGAAGUGGGUGUCGGAGAUCCGGGUGCCCGGCACGAGGGAGCGCCUGUGGCUCGGCUCCUACGCCACGCCCGAGGGGGCCGCGGUGGCGCACGACACCGCCGUCUACUUCCUCCGGGGCGGCCUCCUCGGAGACGGCGGCGCGUCGGCGCUCAACUUCCCGGAGCGCGCGGCCGCCGCGUACGGCGCCGGCUCCGUCGCGCCCCUGUCGCCGAGGUCCGUACAGAGCGUGGCGUCCGACGCCGGCAUGGCCGCCGACGCGCAGCUCGUGGCGGCGCGGGACAGCGCGCCCGAGGCCGCCGCCGCCGGGCCGAGGCGGUACGCGGAGCUGCGCUCUGGCGCCGGCGUCGGCGCCGCGCAGGGUGGCGCGAACGCGUACGCGUACACGCAUAUGGGCGGCGGGUAUAGUGCUGGCGGUAGCGGCGGCAGGGAGCAGCUCGUUCACGGGGACAUUAGCGUCGACGACAUGGAGAUUUUGAUGUAA
Molecule: messenger RNA, 546 nt
Organism: Lolium rigidum
Lineage: Eukaryota; Viridiplantae; Streptophyta; Magnoliopsida; Poales; Poaceae
Product: ethylene-responsive transcription factor ERF020-like
Exons: 1
Coding region: 1-546 (181 amino acids)
Biological process (GO): regulation of DNA-templated transcription
Molecular function (GO): DNA-binding transcription factor activity; DNA binding
Source: RefSeq, a predicted model, not a curated record